CUUUUCUCUCAGCGAAGCCUCGUCCGGACCCAGACACAAAAUCCUCAAAGAAUAAGUUUUAUCCGGAAAGUAUGUAUCAGCCUCUCGCAGGCAAGUUCCGUUAUAUUGUGGUCUCAUCUCACCAACAACAAGGAACCCCACAUCAGAUCAUCACAUGCCGCAUCUCACUACUUCGAAGGCUCACCGCGCAACCUAUUCUCAGCAGCCUGUGCAUCCACCAAUACCACCGUGCCCAAAGUGUCAAGGAACCGCCAGAAGGGACCAAAACACCUCACAUUCUGGGCGACUUGAGACCGCCUAUCGGCCACAAUCUCUAGCCUGCGUUCUGACACAACUCUGACCCCUGAAGUCUUUGUCCGGGGCCUUUUUUGUCUGGCGCAACAAACAACACCUCAGAUCCACCCCUUGAUACUAUAAUAUAUUCACCUGCCCGCAAUCGCCAUGGCGCGCCCUACAGAAAAUCUAGAAAAACAGCCUUUGCUUUCUCCCCCUAGCCACCCGCGUCAGGGUUUUGGCAUACACUCUUUGCGCAAAGAGCCAGUCCUUUCAUAUAGACUUGAGCCUCAACGGCACACUCCACUCUCAUUUCGCGCAAAGAUCAUACUCGGGAUGGUCGCUAUACCAGCAUAUUUACUGGCCUCGUCGGCCGUGACCACUCUGGGGCCUCUCUGGCCUCGCGACACAGUCAUUCGCUCCGCAGAACCCGAACCAGAGUCCACCUCCACACAGACGGAUCCCUUGCCGAAUCCUUUCUCGUCCGUCGCAGGACCCCUCGUCGAACAGAAUUUCCCGGAUCCAGCGAUCAUAGUCGUGGAUGGAGUGUCGUACGCCUUUGCGACAAACAACAGAGGGAAAGGUGCAGAUAUGGUACAUGUACAAGUCGCUACAUCUACAGAUAAUCAGACAUGGACGUUAUUGGACCACCAUGAUGCUCUGCCAUCAGGAGGCGCAUGGGAGACCGGCGCUCGUGUGUGGGCGCCGGAUGUUGUUCAAGUGGACGACGGCUCGUUCGUUUUAUACUACGCCGAUGAGGUCGUCUGGAGUCCGUCGCAUCACUGUGUCGGAGCCGCGACUUCAACGAAUAUCCUCGGACCUUAUAUACCUCAAGAGCAGCCGUUCGCUUGCCCGGAUGUCUCUACACGGGGUGGCGCCAUUGAUCCCGAUGGAUUCCUGGACACGGCUACGAACAAGCGAUAUGUUGUCUACAAGGUCGACGGCAAUUCCAUCGGUCAUGGCGGCAUAUGUGGAAAUACCGUAGCGCCCAUUGUUCCUACGCCUUUAAUGCUUCAGGAAGUCGGACUGGAUGGCCUUUCGCUGAUUGGGGAUGCCGUCCAAAUCCUGGACCGGGAUGACCUCGAUGGCCCUCUAAUUGAAGCUCCCACUCUGCACCGAUCCGCUGACGGCAUCUACUUCCUCUUCUUCAGCAGCAAUUGCUUCACCACGCCUAAGUACGACGUCUCGUAUGCCACCGCAACAAAUAUUUACGGACCAUAUACGAGGUCCAGUCGUCCGCUCCUUAUCACCAGCGACGCUGACCUUGUCGGCCCUGGCGGCCUAGACAUUGUCAAGGGAGGCGACCUCGUUGUCUUCCACGGGCAUAUGACAAUCAACAACGACCCGGCGGAACUGCAGAAAGCGAAGGCUAUCUCGGCUUCGACGGGGAAACCUGUCAAAGACGUCGUCUUACCUCUGAUAAGAGGGAUGUGGUCCGGUACUGCAACCUUCUCUGGGACCGGCAUCAGCCUCGGUUGACCUUUGUCUGUUGUCUGUAGUUUUUGCUUUGUAUUUGGUGCAGCGUUCUAGCGAGUCCACAAGCGUUUUAGCAAGAGCCCGGAAGCGGCAUUUUGAUUCUUGCAUUUGUACAAAAAGAUUACAUCAGGUAUACACACGUGUGAUGAACUAGAGACUUUGCGAUAUCUACCAGAUUUACGUCCAUGCCAAUAUCAGCUUGAAGACU
Messenger RNA from Exophiala xenobiotica, 1957 nucleotides. RefSeq lists its product as uncharacterized. Gene Ontology annotation, biological process: carbohydrate metabolic process. NCBI's taxonomy places the organism in Eukaryota, Fungi, Ascomycota, Eurotiomycetes, Chaetothyriales, Herpotrichiellaceae. The coding region runs from base 442 to 1752 and encodes 436 amino acids. Gene Ontology annotation, molecular function: hydrolase activity, hydrolyzing O-glycosyl compounds. The transcript has 2 exons. The record is from RefSeq and is a predicted model, not a curated record.